UGCGCAGUUUUGCUGCAGCCCGGAGUCGAGCACAGCUGCCAACAUCUCUGACGGUAACGUUAAAUACCAAACCGCACAUCGUUUCUACAACAACAACAACAACAACAACAACAAAAGAGUAAUAGGCACAAAAACGCGCCGGUAAGGCUUUUAUUUUGACGUCUCUGUUACUUCCAGCUGGGCUGAUUUAAGAUCCUCGCGCGUGAGUAGUAAUGGCUCGUGGACUGCUAACGUUAGCCGUGUUAGCUCGCUAGCAGGCAACUAGCUAGCGAGCUAACACGAUAAACUCCAUUUUCCCACUGUGGUACUCGCUUUUUAUUCAACGCUACAUAUCUCAGUGCAUCCUCACUGGACUCAGCUCAUUAGCAGCAUAUAUAUAUUUUAAAAACAUAUUUAAAAAUAUAUAUUUUACUUCCUUGCGAAAUCUGCUCGUUAGCCAGCUUCCUUCUUUUUAUCAUAGCAGAAAGAGUGGAAUGUAUAACUGUUGGAUAGCUACUUUAGUUUUUUCCCAUUAACGUUAAUUAUCAAAAACGUUAGCUGGCUUCACUAGCAUUCUCUAGUUAACGUUAGAUAGUUAUUAUUAGAUAAUUUAGUUACUUAGUGGGUUUAUUGUGUCUUACGUAACGUCAGAUUUCAGUUUCAAUUCAGUAGAAAUAUUAUACAUUUAUUCCUGAGCACUUUUAGUUGAUUAUACUUGCAUUCAUUUACUUAAAGAUAGGUUUUAGUUGAUUAUACUUGCAUUCAUUUACUUAAAGAUAGGUUUUAGUUGAUUAUACUUGCAUACUUUUACUUACAGAGAGGUUUUAGCUUAGUUGAUUAUACUUGCGACCAAAAUGAUGAUGAAUAUCAUGUAUUAUGAUCUCAAACGGCUACUGAAUGGACCUUUAGUCAAAUGCAGAAUGUACACUGUACAUGUGUCCAGAUGCAAAUAUCUUGCAUACAUUAUGCUCAUUUAAACCACAAAGUAAGCACCUUCUUCUACAACAGAUGGGUAGAUCAUUACUCAUGUAAUACAACACACACGCUCACACACACACAGGCACAGGGAGGCUCUACUGGUAAAAACACAUGAUUUGACUUUAAGUCUACAUGAUUGUGUCGAUCAUAUUCUGCAUAACUGUGUUACAGCUCAUGUUAAUGUGACUGUUUUUUCACAGGUGAAAUUGAGUUAAGCCAAAGCGUAUCUGUUCCCUCUCUAUUUUGGUUGUGACCAAGUGGGUAUUGUUCUACAAAUGGAUAAUGGAGACUGGGGCCAUAGGAUGAGUUCUCCCGUUACCUUGAACGUGGGAGGCCGCCUGUACACCACCAGUUUAUCCACCCUGCAGCGCUAUCCGGACUCCAUGCUGGGCGCCAUGUUCCGGGGAGAUUUCCCCACAACUCGCGAUUCCCAGGGGAAUUAUUUCAUCGAUCGCGACGGGACGCUUUUCCGGUACAUCUUGAACUUCCUGCGGACGUCCGAGCUCAUCCUCCCCUUGGACUUCACAGAGACAGACCUCCUGAGGAAAGAGGCGGACUUCUACCAGAUCGAACCUCUGAUCCUGUGCCUCAAUGACCCCAAGCCGCUGUACCCUCCCGACAUCUUUGAGCAAGUCGUGGAGCUCUCCAGCACCCGGAAACUGUCGAAAUAUUCAAACCCGGUGGCUGUUAUCAUCACGCAGCUAACCAUAACCACGAAGGUUCACGGUCUGCUGGAAGGUAUUUCCAACAACUUCACCAAGUGGAGCAAACACAUGAUGGACACCAGAGACUGCCAGGUGUCGUUCACCUUCGGACCGUGUGACUAUCACCAAGAGGUGGCCCUAAGGGUUCACCUCAUGGACUACAUCAUGAAACAAGGCUUCACCAUCCGCAACACGCGCGUGCACCACAUGAGCGAGCGAGCGAACGAGAACACGGUGGAGCAUCACUGGACUUUCUGCAGACCGGCUCACAAAGUCGAGGACUGAAUCCCAGCGGAGGCGUUGCUCACAACUGUUUGAUUUGUCUCCAUGUUACACGAGUCACGAUCACAAAAAUAACUCGUUUUGAUAAUGUGUCAAUAAUAAUGUUUUUCUUUCUUGUAUGAUAAAUGUGGCUCAAAGUCCAGACAGAAACCAUAAAAACAAUGAAAAUGUGAAUUCUUGAUUUGUUCACCUGUUGGAGUGCAAGAACACUUUAUCUGUGCUCCCACUACUUAUAUAACAUUUCUAGAGAAAUUAAUUCUUGGGGUUUAUGUCUACAAAACAAAAAACACAAUUCUUAUGAAGCAGAAAGACCCGAUAACAAUGAUUCUAUUACAAUUGUAUUUAUUUAGAAACACUUUUACCCAAACGAUGCUAAAAAUGUGGGUAUGUUGAUUCUUUUUAGGAGUAUUUUCCGAUUUAAUGUGGUUCCAAUACCUGCAUCUGUUUAUUUCAAUGAUAAAGGGAAUGUAAACAGGUAGCCGUGGUGUAAGACUCUUUGCCUACACACAGUAGCAGAUCGAAGUCUUAAUUUGCAUUAAUGUGCGAUUAGAUCUCAAUUUGAGGGGGAAAGAGAACAAUUUGCUGUCUUGGUCGUGUUUUGGACGACAGACACUGAACAGAGAACUUAUUUGGAUUGUCUAGUCGUGAAGGGUUUUCAAUAAUAAUAAUAAUAAUAAUGUAUGAUUAUCUUUUGCCCAAUUUCCAGUAGAUCUUAAAUUUAGUCUCUUAGCUCUCUUCUCUCCUUGUACGCUACUAUUCCUGAAGACCCUCGUCGUCGUCGCAUGUGUCUUGUGUAUAUAUAUAUUUGUGCGCUCUGCAGUAUUGCAUCAUACUGUUACCAUUUAGAGCUCAUCGCAACAGUAAUGUUUGAUCAUUCCAGUCAAAAUAAACCCAUUUGUGCAUUCGUCAGUCAUUAGUUUUGUUUUAUGGUUGAACUUGGACUUCUUAUGAAGUAGCCUGUGUGAGAAGUUAUCAGCCAUUUUGAUCAGCAUUCGAGCAAUGUGGCAUUAAUUUAAAAAAUGUUUUUACAAAAUGUUCCUGCCAAGUUACAUUCAUAAUUGUGAUACAAGUGGAGAGCUGUAGGCCAGUUGGCCCUCAUGUUCACUAUUUUUCUGCUGUAAAGCACAGAUAAAGAUGGCAGCUAAUGUCCUCACUAACACUUUCCUGUUAGAAAAGUUAAUUUCUAAACUGAAUGCUAGGAACGCAUUUCUUUAGUAAUUGCAUUUCUAUCCAGUGACCUGUUUCGUAGAUUAUUUAUUGAAUCCCUUUAGGAAACAUGAACUUUACUUAAAAUAAUCUGCUAUAUUUAUUUGUGUUUAAGAUACUACACAUUGUGAAGUCCAAUGUCCAAUUUUAUUAUUUUUUAAAUAAGAAAAAAUUACAAAAGAUCUCAUCUUCCAUAUAAAUGCCAAGGUAAUGUUAUGUUAAUAAGUACUAGACCAAGUCAGAAACGGGUGAACAAAAAACAGAAAUUAGGUGUAAAUUUCAGCAAAUUCAAUACAUAGAUUUAAACUCGCAUCCAUACUCAGUGAUAGGCUGAACAUCA
Messenger RNA from Anarrhichthys ocellatus (wolf-eel), 3489 nucleotides. RefSeq names its product potassium channel tetramerization domain containing 6b (gene kctd6b). Gene Ontology annotation, biological process: protein homooligomerization. Gene Ontology annotation, molecular function: protein binding. The record is from RefSeq and is a predicted model, not a curated record. Bases 1233 to 1946 code for a protein of 237 amino acids. The transcript is spliced from 2 exons. NCBI's taxonomy places the organism in Eukaryota, Metazoa, Chordata, Actinopteri, Perciformes, Anarhichadidae.